AUGGGAUUUGGAACAAAAAACGCUGUGAAGACUCAGAAGCAAAACACGCUUUGUAACGGAGUUGGUUUUCUGUUUUCGAGGUUCAAAAAGCUUUUCAGAAGAAAAAACAACCCAAUCUUUUCAUCCACCUUUCUCACUCACCAACCGUGGCCGCGCAUAUACGUGCGCCUCUGUAUGUGUAUCUAUUCACAAUUUCAGACCCUUGAAGCCUUCGUGCUAAAUCAGAAGAAAUGUCUCCAGUAUGACGAGGCAAUGGAUGCUCUGUCUUCACUGAUAACAAAGCGCAGUCGUGCUGAUAAGAAGAACAAAGGCGAUCGUUUCGACUUAUUGUUUGAUUAUGUGAAGAUACUGGAAUUAGAGGAACAGAUAAAAGAGAUGAAGAUUAUUCACGUGGCCGGCACUAAAGGAAAGGGGUCAACUUGCACUUUCGCAGAAUCUAUUCUGCGAAAUUGUGGCUUCCGUACUGGAUUGUUCACCUCCCCUCACCUCAUUGAUGUUCGAGAAAGAUUUAGGUUGGAUGGUUUAGAGAUUCCUGAAGAUAAAACCUCUGAUGAGAUACCCAUGCCAACAUAUUUUCGUUUCCUUGCCUUGCUUGCCUUCAAGAUUUUUGCAGCUGAGCAGGUAGAUGUUGUCAUUUUGGAAGUUGGUUUAGGUGGAAAAUUUGAUGCUACAAAUGUGGUUGAGAAACCAAUUGUCUGUGGUAUAGCUUCUCUAGGGUAUGACCACAUGGAAAUUCUUGGUAAUACCCUUGGACAAAUUGCUGGGGAAAAGGCUGGGAUUUUCAAGAGUGGUGUUCCAGCCUUUACUGUACCACAGCCAGAAGAAGCCAUGAUGGUCCUUGAACAGAAGGCUUCACAGCUGGAUGUAAAUCUUCAAGUGGUUGAUCCUUUAGAUCCUAGCCUGCUAAGUGGUCUACAUCUAGGACUUGAAGGGGACCACCAGUAUUUGAAUGCGAGCCUUGCAAUUGCACUAUGCUCAACUUGGCUUCAUAAAUCCGGCCAUGUUGGAAUCAAUUACUUAAAUCAGACUACCUCUAUACCGGAGGAGUUCAUUAGGGGAUUAGCUACUGCUUCUUUGCAAGGUCGUGCUCAAAUUGUCUCUGAUCAGUUCAUUGAGAGUGAGAGCUCAGGUGAUCUUGUGUUCUACUUGGAUGGUGCGCAUAGUCCUGAGAGCAUGGAGGUAUGUGCAAAAUGGUUUUGCCUUGCGACCAAGGAAGAUUGUAAAUCUUCUUAUAACCAAUCUUAUUGUGACUCUGAGAGACUGCAUGAAUCAGAAAAGAGUGGGCCAUUCAGAAAACAUUCAACUCAGGCUUUAUUUGUUCCAAACACAUCAGUGUAUUACAAGGUGGGUGCUGUUGACUCACCUUCAGUGGACACUCAAAUUGACGUGUCUUGGCAGAUAACUCUUCAGAAAUUAUGGGAAAGUCUCAUUCAUGGGGAAAAAGGACGAGAAGUAAAGAAUGCAGAUUUGACGUGCGAAGCAAUUGUUGAAGAUACAGAGAAAAGUAGUAAUUGUGAGAACAGCACAGUUUUCACUUCACUCCCUCUAGCUAUUAAUUGGCUUCGGGACAAUGUUCGCAGAAAUCAAUCUGUUCGCUUUCAGGUUCUAGUGACGGGUUCAUUGCAUCUAGUUGGUGAUGUAUUGCGUCUAAUCAAGAAGUGAAGUUUCUCUGCAUUUGAUUUUUUUCAUUCUCGUUCCUGAUUAUGAAGGCUAAGUAUUCAUUGGCUGGUUACCUUCUCCAAAAAGUAUCCAUACUGAUACAUUUUGAAGUAGCAGUUUUGCUUCUGCAACUGUACCCGAAAAUUUGUCCUUUCUGUUAUAGAUGAUAUUGAGAUUAAGUUCUUCGAUUCAUAGUUAUAGUUGAAACGAAAAUUCAUUUUCUUAAUUAUAAGUUCAUAUAUAACUAUUU
Striga asiatica is the source of this 1909-nucleotide messenger RNA. NCBI's taxonomy places the organism in Eukaryota, Viridiplantae, Streptophyta, Magnoliopsida, Lamiales, Orobanchaceae. The record is from the annotation of a GenBank genome assembly.